AUUAUUAAAGGUUGUUCCUUUUGGUUUCACUAGCAUCUGCUACAGUAUAAUAUACAUUGGUGAUUAUAUACGGCGAAUUAAGGCCGUUAAGAAAUGUACGAUACAGCAGGCACCAUGCUAUCGAUAUACAUUUCCUGGCAAGGGCUACAGUGUUGAUACAAGAUGGAAUGAGCGAUUGUCAGAUUGUAUGAGCAAUAUAUCUGCCAGCGUUGAUGGAGAUCUAAUACGAUAAGCCCAGUACGAAUAAACCGGAUGUAUACAGACACACAUACCUCUAUAUUCUUGUAGAAACAGUGUUGUGAAAAUCACUUCUAUGAAUGGUGAAAGCUUCAGAAAGACGGACUGGGUUUCUAGCAAGAUUGGAGAACGCCGAAGAUAAUGACAGAGAAGACAUCGGCAUUAGUUUCAACUUCUGGCAAAGAUAAGCCAUUGAUACCGAGCAUACAACUAGAGCUGUCCAACCCUGGCUGAACAUAUUGAAGCCAGAAUUGUGUUACUUCAAAAUAAUAACAAAUAAAUCGCGAGGAAUAAACGAUGAGAGUAAGGAAGAUAUUUCUUGGGAAAGUUGUUCUUGCAAUUGUAAGCUUGGUUUUCAUCGUCCUGUUGUGGAAAACUGAUGUGACAGUAGAACUACCUGGAAGUAAUUGGGAAAAGCUCUCCGUAGACCGAAACAGAUACGGUGAUGGCAAAAAUGCUGACGGUUCUUUCUUUUUUGAUGCUUGGAAGUUUCUUUUUGAACAUGGAAAAUGUGUUUCCUCCUUGAAAUACUGGACAGUUACCGCCAACUUCACUAUGAACGAUGUGCUAGAUAAACUGAAAAUAGCGUACAAUACGUGGAACCCUUCCGUUGGAAACAAAGCUAUCGUAAGUGAGAACAAUCAGAAACUUCCCGAUGACGUUCUAGAGGUUAUAGUUAUUCCACAUUCCCAUAAUGAUCCCGGCUGGAAAAAGACAUACCAGCAAUAUUAUGAGGACCAAACGCGCCAGAUUCUGUCUCUGAUCGUCGAAAAGCUGCACGAGUACCCGGAUAUGACAUUUAUCUGGGUGGAGAGCUGCUUUCUGGACACGUGGUGGGCAAACCAGACGGCAGACACCCAACAGAAGUUCCGGUCUCUCGUGAAGAGCGGGCGGCUGGAAAUCACUUCCGGUAUGUGGGUGGCGCCGGACGAGGCCUCCCCGCAUUACUUCGCCUUGCUAGACCAGAUGAUCGAGGGCCAUUACUGGGUAAAAAAGAACUUGGGAGUGGUGCCCGAGUCCUCGCUCAACUUUGACCAGUUCGGUUACUCCACCACGAUGCCGUAUUUGGUUAAGAAGGCGGGACUUAAGAACGUGCUAAUUAAGCGGAUACACCGAGCGGUAAAGGAGCUGUUUGGGAGCGAAAACAAGCUAAACUUCCAUUGGCGACAACUAUGGGACCCGGACGGUAAAGACGACAUAUUCGCCCAUGUUGAUACGUACGAGUGGAUGAGCAUCUCCGAUAGCUGUGGUCCUAACCGCGAGAUCUGCAACAAACUCGAUUUCCUGAACGAGCGUGACCUCCCGAUGGCCGACGCUCCAAAGGCACCUGCGCCGCCGGGAGCCAGGGUAAAUGCUGGCAGUCGAAAUAUGCAUGCCUUCACGCAGAUGUUAGUGGAACAGUUCCGGUUAAAGAAUGCCAACUACAAGUAUAAAGUAAUGAUGUUGCCACACGGAGGAGACUUCCGUUAUGACACGCCGUUUGAGUGGGAUAAGCAGUAUAGGAAUUUGAAGAGAUUUAUGAAAUAUGUCAAUGACAAUACUAAGUUAUAUAACGUUAAAAUGCGCUUUGGGACGCUGAAAGAUUAUUUUUAUGAAAUAGAGAGGCAGAAUAUGAAGUACGAUAUAAAGUAUCCGACGGUGACGGGUGACUUUUUCACUUACACGGAAAACACCGAGUACUGGACGGGAUAUUUCACUACCCGUCAGUUUGACAAGCGUCUGGGUCGGGAAGUGCUUGAGAGCCUGCGUGCUGCAGAGAUGUUCACGUCACUAGCGUUUACCUGUGACAUACCGUCCGAUGUCAGGAAGGAGAUGAUAGCUGGUCUCGUGAUUGCACGAAAGAACCUUGGCAUUUUUCAACACCACGACGCGAUUACUGGGACGUCACAGGAACAUGUGGCUAAAGACUACGAGGAACUACUGACGAUCGCGUUUUCGAAGACACAGCGGGUACUGUCCCUUGCGUUAGAGUGUUUGCUGAAGCCAACGAGGAAAUCAUUUAACAAUUUAAGUCCAAUGUUACGAAGAACAGUGCAUAAUGCACUUACAUUGAAAGUGCCAAUACCCGUACCACAUAGCGAAACGAAGCUGGUACUUAUUAAUUCGUUGACACAAAAUCGUCUGGAGUUAGUGACUCUUCCCGUUCAUUCAAGUAAUAUUUCAAUAUAUAACCAUUUAAACAAUGAAAUUGAAAUCGAUAUAGUAUCCAACAAAAAUGGGUUAUAUGAUAUUAGUUUUAUCGCUGAAUUCCCGCCUCUUAGUAUGUUGACGUACACCUUAAAGCAAGGUGCGAAGAAUAGAGCGCAAUCAGUGGAAGGGCAAUUAGCUCGCGAUGGACGCUUUUCCUUUGACACCGCAGGCGAUAUCAAGGGAAGUUAUUUCUGUGAAAACGACAUUCUCAAUGUGACGUUUUCCAAACUGACAGGCUCGCCUGUUAUGCUUUGUUAUAAGAAGCGCAACUUCUGUUUCAAUCUCCAGUUAGACUGGCGACACUACACGAGUUUCGGCGGCGCAUAUUCCAUGAUUUCCAAUGGCAACAACCAGCAGAUCAACUCAAAACAUUCCAGUGUAAAAUUUGUGUCAGGGAGGUUAUUUUGUGGUGUGGAGAUUACUCAUGAUGUGUUUUCAUAUUCCAUAUCAUUGACCAAUACAAAUAGUGCUAUCGGUCGGGCGUUACGUGUGAACAUUCUGAGUGACCUACUUUCCAUGCCGAAUUUUGUAGGAGAUCUCGCAAUGAGGGUUGUGUCUAACAUCAAUAGCAAUGGAACAUUCUUUGUAGACUCAAAUGGCUUCCAAAUGAUGGGUCGAAAAUACAGAACUAACAUACCGUUCGACGGCAAUGUUUAUCCAAUGUCGUCUAUGUCCAUUUUGGAAGAUUCGAAAAGACGAUUGGUUGUUCACUCCGCGCAGCCGCACGGGGUUAUUUCUUCUGGGCCCGGCGUGAUAGACUUCAUGAUAGACAGAAUAGCAACCAGGCCGGAAAUGGACAUGCCCGAACCAGUCAAGGACAAUAAACCUACACUCACUUCCUUUUACAUAGAGCUAUUGUCAUCUGAUGAAUUUGAACAUUCAGCAACACAUGAAACCACUUUACCAACCAUAAACAGCAUUUACCUGAACGAUUUACUUCAACACCCAGUCUAUGGGUUCUACGCUGAAGGCAGUCUCGAGGGGACUGCUACUGUACAAUCAUUCCUCAAGACACAACUCUCCUGUGACGUCAUACUAGCAAACGUGAAGAAUCUUGCCUAUUCUGGCAAUAACGUCUCGGAUGGGACGUCGUUAACCCUGUUUCGCCGGGCUGCUGGUUGCCAUGGCAAUGUUCAGGAUCUCUAUUGCCCAGUGACGAGCAAUAUUGACGUCAGACCAGGCUCGCUGUUGAAGUUUCCCGGUGUUAAACACGUUAAUAUUCGCGAAAUGUAUAUCUCGUUGUUGAUGGAGAAGGAAUCUCUUACAUCUCACCAAAGUGUUGAUUUAUAUCCCAUGGAUAUCAAAACAUUCCAAUUCACCUUCGAAUAGAUGUCCUAGAUGGGUCUAAAAUCGGCCCAUGUAUUGAAAGCUCUGAAUAUUGUUCCACUCAUGUGACCAAAGUUACAUCGGUUAAACUGUUUAUUGUAAGGCGCGUUUGUUGUGAAGAGUGUGUAACAGUUGCCGAACAUCAGUUACAUCGAACAUUUUCAAAGUUUCAUUUCAAAAAUCAGGUUUUCAGGGCGAUUUCAGAUCAUAGUGAUGUGGUAACAAUAGUUGCAAUUAGUUAUAACAGUAUAUUACACCUCACUAAAGUGAUGAUUUAUAUCCUAUGGAUAUUAAAACAUUCUAUUUUACUUACGAAAACAUGUGCCAUCCUUUGCAUACACUAUUGUAGUCUUAACCGCAGCGUAAAGUUUACAUUUACCUUGUGUUCACAGCAAAAAGUGAUAUUUUGUCCAAAUAUCGUUUUCUGUUAAAGAACCUUUCAUUAAAAAUGGUAUUUCAUUGGUAUUUCAAUAUUUCAAUGGUAUUUCAUUGGUAUUUAAUUGUUAUUUCAAUGUUUUAUUGGGAUUCGAUUGUUAUUUCAAUGGCAUUUCAUUGGUAUUUGAUUGUUAUUUCAAUGGUAUUUUAAUAUUUCAUUGAUAUUUGAUUGUUAUUUCAAUGGUAUUUCAUUGGAAAGGAAUGAACUGAAAUUUAGUUCUUUGAAUUGUUCAUUGAUUAUGUGAAAUUAACAACACAAUGUCCGAUCAAACUACAUAAUUUUGCGUAACGUAGUUAUUAUUUACGCGUUUAUUGCAUAUGCUAUUCUUUUUAUAUGUAUGAUUUGAAGAGGGUGUCUCGUCAGAAAGAGCAGGAAUCGUUUUAUAUACAUAUACUCAUUAUUGCUUUUAAUGUGCUACAGCAUCAUUCAUGCUAACAUUCAGAUUUCAUUUCUGUUCUUCUUUCCUGUGUUCAUAUUUUCUUUAUGCACUCCACAAAUAAAUUAAAGUAACCUGCACACAACUCUUGUAUUCAUGUAGACUUUAAUAUCACAUUUUUGCAUUUCUGUAAUCUUAGGAUUUUACAGCUGACUCAACAUGUAUUCAUGUAAAGUUUUAAUUCCAUUGCUGCAUAUUUACUCAUAUGUUAUAAAUUUGGGUUGUCAGUGUAAAGAAACAAACUUGGAGUAUUCCGAUACGGUUGAAGUGCUCUGAUAACAUCAGUUUGUCUCAACAUUGACACCAACCUCGGCUUGCGAGUUCCCUUAAAGUCGGCGAGUUUGAAAACAAACUUAGUUUGAAAGCCUUUUCCUGCGAAAUGCCCAAUUUCCACACAGAUUUCGACUUUCACAAAUCAGUCGUCGGGGUCAUGACAGUACAUAAAUAUAGUGUGUAUCUGGCUAGAUCAUCAAACAUAUCUACCAGGCGUCUAAAUUCCGUGACAUUGUUUGGCACGCAAAUGAUUUUUACUGCCUGAACCUGAUUAUCACUGACCUAUUUUCGCGAAUUAUAUGGUCAAAAUUUUCAAUUUGGUCUGUAUGAAGAAGCAUUUGUCUUUGUUUUUUUUCAGUGCCGAAUGUUCGAUCCGUUGUUGGACUCAAUUUUUUUAUCAUAUUCCUGCACGUUUUUACAAUGGACGACAUUGUCAUUGAUGAUGGCAUCAACACAUGGCAGACCACCCUAUGCUCAGAACUUUUUAGAUAUAUUUCUGAAGCUGACGCGAUGACGAACGGAACGCUUUAUAGUGUCUAUUGUCCAAAUUGGUUAUUAAAUGAUAUUACCAUUCAGAAACCACUCAUUGCAUCCAACUUUGAAAAGACUGUCAUGUUCGCCAGUUUCGGUGAAUCAUCGUCAAGAUAGUUUACCAUAUAUCGUUCUGUUAUCAUGUAUGCACAGCAAUCCGUUACGUUCUCUAUGGCACCGUUUUUUUAACAUGUCAUUAAGUGCUUUUUCACACUUCGGCAAGAAUGGAAAUGAUACAUUGCGGCACGCUGUAUUCACACUACACGGUCGCUAAAUUUCAACAGACUCGCAUUUCAUGGUACCCGCGAUCCUGAACGCAGUGACAAGUUCAUAGGCUUCACGCUUCAUGUCCCUCUGCACAGCAGACUAUUUUGAUCGUUUCCGGGAACCAUGAACACGCACAACAGAACCCUUUUAUCACCUCUGUACGUCAUAUCAAUGAAGUUACUCUUACAAUCAUUUCGAUCAAUUAUGAAACACCAAGAAUGAAGGCAUUAGCGCCGGGUGCUUUUUCAGCGAUACGCAUAUGGUCUCAGAAAUAUCUGUUACGUUUGCCACUGUAUCAAUUUUAAAUACAAUAUUUGUCAAAUACAAAUUGUCAUUUCGAUUUUCUACGAAUAUUUCUCGUAGGUGCAACAAUUUAUGGAACCUAAAUGGUAAACAUUGUUUUUUUUAUUGUUUUGGUCACUAUUUUUAUUGUCGCCUGUGAAAUCCAUAUUUGAUUCUACACAUUAUUCAAUAACACUUUUGCAACACAAUUCAAAACUAUUUAAAUUACAACCAUCCUGCAUUUGUACGCUGUAUCUGUACGCUGGACAUUUUCCCGAAGUUCCCCGUGACUGCGGAAUUGUGAAAGUUUCAUCACGUCGUUAACGUCGGAAACCUUGUUUGGAUUUUGGUUGGCCACAUCCGCCAACAGAUCUAGUUUUUGCUCCUUAAAGCUCAUCCAAUUUGGCAGGUCCAGUCGACUGCGCUCAAACCUGAAUCAGUACCAGUUUGCUAUUUUGAGACGCCUUUUCCCAAGGUCAGAUUGCCUUUUAACUGCAUUUUCACUGACAGUUAACUUGUUGACAGCUCCAAUAACUCCACAUCUGUAUUGAUAUUAACUUUAGCUCCCUGAGUUUACUCCUCAUCGAUAUUCAUGUUUACGUAUUAUCCAAUAGCCGUACUUACUCCAUAUCUAUAUUAAUGUUAACGAGAUAUCCAAUAGCUGCAUUUACUUCUCAUCUGUGUUUAUGUAAACGUUAUCUACAAUAGCUGCACUUACUCCACAUCUGUAUCCAUGGGUAAGUAAUAUCCAAUUGCUGCAUUUACUCCACAUCUGUGUUCAUGUUACCGUAAUAUAAAAUAGCUACACUUACUGCACAUCGAUAUUUAUGUUUACGUAUUAUUCAACAGCUGUACUCAAUUCACAUCUAUAUUCAUGUUUACGUAUAAUCCACUAGCUGCACUUACUCCGCAUCUAUAUUCAUGUAAUAUCCAAUAGCUGCACUUACUCCACAUCUAUAUUCAUGUAAUAUCCAAUAGCUGCACUUACUCCACAUCUAUAUUCAUUUAAUAUACAAUAGCUGCACUUUCUCCUCAUCUAUAUUCAUGUUUACGUCAUAUCCAAUAGCUACACUUUCUCCUCAUCUAUAUUCAUGUUUACGUCAUAUCCAAUAGCUACACUUUCUCCCCAUAUAUAUUCAUGUUUACGUCAUAUUCAAUAGCUGCACUUUCCCCCCAUCUAUAUUCAUUUAAUAUCCAAUAGCUGCACUUUCUCCUUAUCUAUAUUCAUGUUUACGUCAUAUCCAAUAGCUGCACUUUCUCCCCAUAUAUAUUCAUGUUUACGUCAUAUUCAAUAGCUGCACUUUCCCCCCAUCUAUAUUCAUUUAAUAUCCAAUAGCUGCACUUUCUCCUUAUCUAUAUUCAUGUUUACGUCAUAUCCAAUAGCUGCACUUUCUCCUCAUCUAUAUUCAUGUUUACGUCAUAUUCAAUAGCUGCACUUACUCCACAUCUAUAUUCAUUUAAUAUCCAAUAGCUGCACUUUCUCCUCAUCUAUAUUCAUGUUUACGUCAUAUCCAAUAGCUGCACUUUCUCCUCAUCUAUAUUCAUGUUUACGUCAUAUCCAAUAGCUGCACUUUCUCCCCAUCUAUAUUCAUGUUUGCGUCAUAUCCAAAAGCUUCACUUACUCCACAUCUAUAUUCGUCUUAACUUAAGAUCUGAUAGCUCAUUUCACAGCUAUAUUCAUGCUUAAUUAAGUUCUUAAAGCUGCAGUUACUCCACAUCUAUAUCCAUGUAAACGUAAUUUCUAAUAGCUCCACUUACUCAGCAACUAUAUUCAUGUUCACGUAAAAUCCUAUAGCUGCAUUUACUCCAAAUCUGUGUUCAUUUUAACGUAACAUACUAUAGCUGCACUUUUUCACACCUUUAUUCAUGUUUAUUUAUAAUCCAAUAGCUGCACUAACCCCACAUCUGUUUUCAUGACUUUGAGAUAUCACUGCUGCCCAUCGCUUUACUUACCUCCACUUAAUACACAGUAUAUGUGUAAACCACAUAUGAAUACGUAUAAUGUUUAGAUAUAGAUAGAUGUUUAUUUGUAUAUGAGAUGUAUGUAUAUUCAGGUAGAGUAAUCCGGUUAUGAAGGUAGACUCUUACAAUCACAACUUACUUUUCAAUAGUUUUACUGGCAAACAUUCAGGGCAUUAGUUAUAAUUGGCUUGUUAAGAACCUAUUUUUUCAUUUUUCUGUUUUUUUUUUGCAUAAUAUGUGUCGUAUUUGUUUAAUGUUGUCUGCUAUAAACGUUUUUUUUGUUUUUUAAAAUGAUAUUUUAUUAAAAAAUAUUA
Molecule: messenger RNA, 8254 nt
Organism: Mya arenaria
Lineage: Eukaryota; Metazoa; Mollusca; Bivalvia; Myida; Myidae
Product: alpha-mannosidase 2x-like
Exons: 4
Coding region: 535-3756 (1073 amino acids)
Biological process (GO): protein deglycosylation; N-glycan processing; mannose metabolic process
Cellular component (GO): Golgi membrane
Molecular function (GO): carbohydrate binding; alpha-mannosidase activity
Source: RefSeq, a predicted model, not a curated record